UGUUUUAUUUAAAUACUAAAAUCAAAUGAUUCGAAUUAAACAUACAGAAAUAAAAAGACGGUCGUUUAGAUUUUAAUCAGUUUACUAAAAAGCUCUUUGUUUCGUGCAGGUUUAUUUAUUUAUUUCUUUUUUGGAAUGAUUAAAACAGAGAAUACAGUAUCGUGGCACCCUUCGCAAAGUAUAGCCCUUUAGAAUUAGCGCAACAUAAUUAUAAUACGACAUCCUCUAUGGAAGUUACCGCGACAGAGCAAACGAGGAUUGCUCUGAAGGAGAAAGAAAGAAACAGAAAAGAGAAAGUGUGGGCACUGAGCAUGGACGCAGAUGGAGAUACACCGCUACACAUCGCAAUCGCUCACGAAAAUAUCGAAGCUGUAGUUACGAUUUUGAGCGUGCUGAAGCGAAAUGGGAUAUCCCCCAACAUGAGAAACUACUUAGUACAGGCGCCAGUCCACGUGGCCAUUAUUGUUGAUAAUCCUGUUUUGGUCGGGUUGCUGAUUAAGACCGACCCCAACGUAAGUACGGUCACAGAUCGCCAUGGCAACAACGGAAUCCAUCUAGCGGUGAAAUACAGUUCAAAGUUGACUCAACACGCCACCUUGCGGAUGCUAACACGAGCGUCACGGACCAGGGACGUAGAGGAACGUAACAUAUAUGGGUUUAUAUACGAUAUAUAUGUGGGUUUAGUUUCGGUGUUCGUAUUUUGUUCGUCCGUUCAUGUCCACAGCCCUGUGGGUAUGCAGUACGAGAAAGUGCAUAGCUCGAGGCACACCGAUUUUGUGGACACGAACAACGUGUUUGCUGAGAUUUUUGAGUGA
Molecule: messenger RNA, 815 nt
Organism: Ciona intestinalis (vase tunicate)
Lineage: Eukaryota; Metazoa; Chordata; Ascidiacea; Phlebobranchia; Cionidae
Source: RefSeq, a predicted model, not a curated record